Messenger RNA from Naegleria gruberi, 615 nucleotides. RefSeq lists its product as uncharacterized. The record is from RefSeq and is a predicted model, not a curated record. Lineage: Eukaryota; Heterolobosea; Eutetramitea; Acrasida; Naegleriidae. The coding region runs from base 1 to 615 and encodes 204 amino acids. Gene Ontology annotation, cellular component: cytoplasm. Gene Ontology annotation, molecular function: 5'-deoxynucleotidase activity. The transcript has a single exon.
AUGUUCAACCCUGUUUUUGCAAGAAAUAUUGUCAGCUUUUUAAAAAUUGUUAGUAAAUUAAAACAUACACUCCGAACAGGAUGGGUAGAUUGUAAAGUGAAACAACCAGAAACUAUUGCUGGUCACAUGUAUAGAAUGGCUAUUAUCAGUAUGCUCACAAAGAAUCAACCAAAUAUUUGUACAGAGAGAUGUAUCAAAAUGAGUAUAAUUCACGAUCUUUCUGAAGCUAUUGCAGGAGAUAUCACACCUCAUGCUGGUGUUUCAAAGGAAGAAAAAUUCAAACUUGAAAAUGAUGCCAUUGAAAAUAUGAGGAAAACCUUGUUGAAUGGAGUUAGUGACACUACUGAGGAAGGUAAACAAUUUACUCAAACUGUAAAUGAAAUGUUGGAUUUGUGGCAUGAAUAUGAGGAAGGAACAUCACCAGAAGCAGUCAUGAUCAAGGAUAUUGAUAAAUUUGAUAUGGUUCUUCAAGCUUUGGAAUAUGAAACAGACCAAAAUUUGGAGCUACCAACUUUUUAUGAAUCAACAAAAGGCGGAUUCAAGACUGAUAUGGUUAAGGCCUUGAUGAAUGAAGUUUAUGAACAAAAAGAUAAAUUAACAGAAGAAAGAAAGUAA